Messenger RNA from Sus scrofa (pig), 6465 nucleotides. It is a transcript of the gene POU6F2, whose product is annotated as POU class 6 homeobox 2. Lineage: Eukaryota; Metazoa; Chordata; Mammalia; Artiodactyla; Suidae. Gene Ontology annotation, biological process: regulation of transcription by RNA polymerase II. The record is from RefSeq and is a predicted model, not a curated record. Gene Ontology annotation, molecular function: RNA polymerase II cis-regulatory region sequence-specific DNA binding; DNA-binding transcription factor activity, RNA polymerase II-specific.
AAAGAAAGUAUGAGAAGAGGUUCAAGUGUUCUGUUUUCUAGGUAGUGGUUAACAAUUUUCUGAUUAUUAUUUGGGUCUGGAUUGCGUUCUGUCUGUCUGUCUCGCUCGCUCUCCCUUUCUCUAUGGAAAAGAUACAUGUGUAAAUGCACGUGCUUUCACUUCUAACCCAGAUAAUGUGUGAUUGCCUGGUAGAUGGAUGGAGCCGUGGUCUUGGCCGCUGCAGAGGGCAGGCUGCAAAUUAAACACGCCACGCUCUGGAAGGUCCAGGUGCUCCGCUCGCGCCUCCUAAUGCAGCCCGCGCCGCGGCGGCUUUAAUAAACAGCUCUAUUUAGUGCCUCCUCCCGGAUCCGGGAGGGGACCUGGUCUGGGGCUGCUGUGAUGAAAUGCCAGAAGAAUCUCUCUCAGAGGCCUCAGGAGCUGAUUUUUAGAGCUUUCCCGUCCUGUCGUCUUUGUCUUCCAAAUGGGAUCCAAUGAUAGCUGGACAAGUCAGCAAGCCCUUGCUGUCAGUGCGGAGUGAAAUGAAUGCAGAGUUGGGAGGUGAGGACAAGGCUGCUACUUCAGACAGCGAGCUGAAUGAGCCCCUGCUUGCGCCGGUGGAAUCCAAUGACAGCGAGGACACUCCCAGCAAGCUCUUGGGGGCCAGAGGAAACCCUGCGCUGUCCGACCCCGGCACCCCCGAGCACCACCAGGCGGGCCAGACCCACUCCCCGUUCCCGAUUGGGCCUCAGCCACUUCUGACGGCCCAGCAGUUAGCCUCUGCUGUGGCCGGGGCAAUGCCAGGCGGCACGCCGGCCCUCAACCAGCCUAUCCUCAUCCCCUUCAGCAUGGCCGGUCAGCUAGGAGGGCAGCAAGGACUGGUCCUCACACUGCCUACUGCGAAUCUCACCAAUAUCCAAGGGCUGGUAGCAGCAGCUGCAGCUGGAGGCAUUAUGACUCUGCCAUUGCAAAAUCUACAAGCUACCUCAUCCCUGAACUCCCAGCUCCAGCAGCUCCAGCAGCUCCAGCAGCUCCAGCAGCAGCCGCCGCCCGCCCCGCCCGGCAGCCAGCACCCGCAGCCGGCCCCGCAGGCGGCCCCGCAGCCCCAGCAGCCGCCGCCGCAGCCCGCCCCGCCGGCGCCGCAGCCGCCGCCCGCCUCCCAGCCGCUGCCCGCGCCCCCGGCGCAGACCCCGCAGCCGCCGACCCCGAACCAGCCGUCUCCGACUCAGCAGAGCGCCAGCCCCCCGCAGAAAGCCAGCCAGUCUCCGGGACACGGCCUCCCGUCGCCGCUCACGCCACCCAAUCCGCUGCAGCUGGUUAAUAAUCCACUAGCAAGUCAGGCUGCAGCGGCUGCAGCAGCAGCAGCCAUGGGCUCCAUAGCAAGUUCACAGGGCUUUGGCAAUGCCCUCUCCAGUCUUCAGGGGGUCACGGGUCAACUAGUUACUAAUGCACAAGGACAGAUUAUCGGGACCAUUCCUCUGCUGCCGAGUCCGGGGCCGGCCGGCCAAGCGGCCAGCGGCGCGCAGGGCCUUCAGGUGCAGCCCAUCACCCCCCAGCUCCUGACCAACGCUCAGGGCCAGAUCAUCGCCACCGUCAUCGGGAACCAGAUCCUGCCCGUGAUCAACACCCAGGGCAUCACGCUGUCCCCCAUCAAGCCCGGCCAGCAGCUCCACCAACCCUCCCAGACGUCAGUGGGUCAAGCAGCCUCCCAAAGCAGCCUUCUGCACCUGGCUCACAGCCAAGCAUCCAUGUCUCAAAGCCCCGUCCGGCAGGCUUCCUCCUCCUCCUCCUCCUCCUCCUCCUCUUCAGCUUUGAGCGUGGGCCAGUUAGUCAGCAAUCCUCAAACGGCAGCGGGUGAGGUGGAUGGGGUUAAUCUGGAGGAGAUCCGAGAAUUUGCCAAAGCUUUUAAAAUCCGGCGCCUGUCCCUUGGCCUGACCCAGACUCAGGUGGGCCAGGCUCUCAGUGCCACCGAGGGCCCCGCGUACAGCCAGUCGGCCAUCUGCAGACACACCAUCCUGAGAAGCCACUUUUUCCUACCACAGGAAGCCCAAGAGAGCACUAUAGCUAGCAGUCUGACAGCCAAACUGAACCCUGGCCUUUUGUAUCCUGCCAGGUUUGAAAAGCUGGACAUCACCCCUAAAAGUGCCCAGAAGAUCAAGCCGGUGCUUGAGCGGUGGAUGGCUGAGGCUGAGGCCCGCCACCGAGCAGGUAUGCAGAACCUGACCGAGUUUAUCGGGAGCGAACCGUCCAAAAAGCGCAAGAGGCGCACCUCCUUCACGCCCCAGGCCCUUGAGAUCCUCAAUGCUCACUUUGAGAAGAACACACACCCCUCGGGGCAGGAAAUGACCGAAAUUGCCGAGAAGCUGAACUAUGACCGGGAAGUAGUUAGAGUUUGGUUCUGCAAUAAGAGGCAAGCCCUGAAGAACACAAUUAAACGCUUAAAACAGCACGAGCCGGCCACGGCAGUCCCUCUGGAGCCCUUAACAGACUCGCUGGAGGAAAAUUCCUAAAGAGAUGCCCACCUGGAAUCCGAAAAAAAAGAAAAAAAAAUCUGCAGAAACUAAACUCCACUCUUGGGACUUCAUCCCCUAACCCCUCAAAAAGAAAAAAAAAAAAAAUUACACUAAAAAUAAAUUUUAAAGUAGCCCCCAUCAUCACCCUUGAAAGUAAAAGACUAAGAAAUCUACAAGUGGACGGGGUGGAUUAUACGUGUCCAUUGGAUUUUCUCCAGAAAAGGAAAAAACAAUUUUUUUUGAAAAUUUUUAAACAAGGAAUACACGACAGUGCAGGUGUUGGGGGGAUAGUCCCCUCCCCCACCUGUCUCCCCAAAGCCAGUUUUUUAAUGGACUUAAAGCAAACCAAAUAACCACAUACUUUUUUCUGUAUAUUAUGAAAAAUAUGAACACAUUUUAAGGAAAAAGAAAAACAACUAAACCAAAAAAAAAAAAAAAAAAACUCACAAACAACAACAAAACCCACAAAAACUUUUCUCUGUUCAAAGCGAAUACAAGCCUGCCCCCUGGAGGAGGGACUGCGGACGGCACUCCUUCAGGGUCCCAGUGCUGAUUCACUAGAAACCUAUUAACCAAAGUCAGAAACGCCACCACCAGUCUCCUCUUUGCGUGUCAAGUUGUGUUCCGAGUUUUUACCCUUGUACUUUCCGGGAAAGCAGCAAGCCUGGCUUCUCCCAUCCUCCCCCUCCGCCGUCACCACCUGCCGGCUGGGUGCCGCUGCUCAAGCCAUUCUGGGAGGCUCCCUGUCGCUGGGGGGGGGGGGGUGGCGCGCGCGUCGUGGUUUCCCUUUGUGUGGGGAGGGCGUCCCGGAGCGUGUGCUUGCUUCUCACGUGUGACGUGUGGGUCUGAGAAAAGGGAACGGAGCUGGCAUUCCGCAUCCUCCUCUAUCGCGCCCGCGCCCCUGGGCACGGCCGCCAGGGUCUGCUGGGAGGCCGCAGCGCGGGACGGGGUCUUUUCCACUCAGACCCCAGGGAAAUGCAGGAGAGACUCCAACAUAACUAGGGCUUUGCUCGAUGGACGGUCGACACUGGCAUAAGCUGCAACUGUGCUCCCUGCCCACACCGGAGCGUGGGAUUCUUCUCCGUCUGCUGGCCACGGCCAUGGAGAGCUGACCAAAACUAAUUUUGUAAUAUAAACAUAAGCUGCACACUUGGUUCGAUGCUUACAUCUCUGUUAUGCUUCUGUGCAAAGCAAUUUCUCUCAGAAGUCUGAUAGCCAAAGAAAUGUCUCGCGAUUUCAGUCAAAUACACACACAGCAUGCACACAGCCACACACACAGACAAAGAAAACAGGCCAAAAAGCGGGGCUGGGCUGUGGGAGGCCGCCUCGCAGCCGUAAACCCUGUCUUCUCUGCUCCCACUUUCAUUCCAGGAGCCCCAGCAGACUUCUGGGGCGGGGGCUGAUUACUCUUGCGUUGUAUGAGUGGAGCCGAAAGUUCUCGCAGACGCAUUAAACAACUGGAAGUGCACCUGGGUUCUUGAGGGGACAGGAAGUUCUAACAAGAACGUGCCUCCACUGAAAGGAAAAGCACUGAAGUGGCUUAUCAGACACAGAGGAUAGCCUUCACUCUUAGAACUAGGGGAUUACUGCACUUUUCAAAGUACCUUACUCCAGAGACCCGUGGGCCAAAAUAACCUAAUAAGCCAGGAAGAAAGGCAAAGAUGCGAGGAUGGCUGUGCAGGUAAACACUCGGCACCUGCCCUGGUCUUCUGCGCCGAGAGGCAAAAGGCGUUGCGUUACAGGAACAGGCAAGAGAGGAUGGCAGUCUGCCUCCUGCUGAGAUGCAAAUACUCCGGAAUAAGUAAUUCAUAAUUAGUACUAUCUAGAAGUAAAUCGUGAGAGGAAACAAAACAAAACAAAACAACCUCGAGUUGCCCAAGUGAUCAGAAACGCCAUCGUUUUCCCCUAACACACUCCCUCCCAGUAGGGACCUGAGGUUCUUCUGCUGGCCCCUGUGCUGGUGGCGUCAGUGCAAUGGUGUGACUGUCCCCACCCUUCGUCCCCUCCCCAGAUGAUUCAUACAGGAAUCAGGAGACAGACCACCAGCAAGGAGAGUCUAAAGUGAAAUCCUGCAAGUCGAACCAGUUGCUUGCACAGGGGUUUCCAUUUGGCCAGCCUGAUGCCGACUGGACCACAGCCAACUUGACCUCCUGUGUCACCAACAUCCCGGUACCCGCUUGGCCAGCUCAAAACAGCACAAACACCACCAACCCAGAAAUCCGAUAAUGUACUGAUUACACAGAUUUUGUAUUCUCCUAGGACCUUCUCCAAAUUCCAUCAAGAAAAGCUCCCCAAGAAGAGAAGUUAACAAGAUAAAAUGUGAUGGAUGCUAAAUGUUUAAACACAUGCCAGCAGCAGUUACAUAAGGCCCGCUCAGUUCAGAGAUCUAUAAUUGGGAGAGUAUAACUAGAACAGUGAAAAUAUAAAACAAAAGUAAUCUUCCAGAGUGGAAUAAAAUCACACCUUCAUCCCACAGUCAUAAAACCAUUCACGUGCAGUGAUUUUUUUUAUAGUUUUAUAAUUUUGUAUUGUUUUAUAAAUUAUUUAUAAGGUGUUGUAAUGCUUCUUAUAUUAAUUUUUUACAGAUAAAUUUUUUGCUACAAGGCAUAAAAAGGUGCCUGAACAGAUUCUUAGGAAUAUAAAUUACACUGUGUAACUUGUAAGUCUUUGGGGCCACACCUACCGCCUCAUUUACAUUUCUUAUUUCCACUUGUAAACAACUUCAUAUGCCAGCAGCAUUUCAGUGUUUUUAUGUUUCCAUGAACUGAAGGUUAAGGUUGCCACUUACAAAAAAUAAAAGCCGUGUCAGGCAUAACAUGAUUGUAUUUCAAGCUUCGAUAUUUUUCUUACAUAUCUUUAAAUUAUUGUCGUCUUCAUCUUCUUCAUUGCUUGAUGAAAAAGAGAAAAUGACUGAUGUUAUAUUUUACACUUGUGGGUUCAUUUUCUUUUUCGAUCAAAAAAAAAAGCAUUGUGAACAGUUAAGAGUUUUCAUUGCAUUGCAAGGUUUUUGGUUUCUUUAUUUUGUAAAUCACACGAUACACAUCCACACACACACACACUCACUCACUCAUGCACACACUCCACAAAAGAGAGAACAUAAAAACAAAAGGAGCUAGGGAAAAAAAAAAAACAAAAACAAGUAGAGGCGUAUCAAAGAACUCAAGCUAUAACCAAAAAGAAAUUGUAAAAUGCCUUUGCUCAUCUUCUCUACGCUGGACCAAAGCUCAGUAUUUGUAGGUAUAUGCACAUUGUAUAGCUAUGGCUAAAUGUUGCUGACAAUCUUGCAAUACUAAACUGUUACUAUUUUAAGAAAAAAAAAAAAGAAAUACAAACUGUUCAUCAAUGUUUUACCUCAGCACUCUACUUGUACCCAGUUAAUGACCAAGCUUAAAAAAAAAUGGAGAAAAAGGAAAUUGAGUUUCAUUUCAAUGUUUGACUGUAAAAUGUUUGGAUAAGAUUUUGUAAUGAGCUUUUUGUCACGUGAUUUGCUUGUCUUCAACUUGAAAUUAUGUGAGGCACAUUUGUUUCUUUGUUGUUAAGGAAGUGAUUUUGUUUUUUUGUUUGGUUUUUUUUGUCCUACGUGCUGUGAUUCAGACUGGCCACCGGGUCACUGAGGAGGCACCACAAAGACAAGCUGCUUCUCUGUGCCCUGAGCAGCAGCAGGAAGGAGGGCGGGGAAACAGACUGGGUUGUUUUGAAAAAAGCAUCAUGACAACGGGUUGACAUGAUGGACUUGUGACCAAGAAGCCAAACUGGAUAUUUAAAAGCUCCUUACUUGCUCUGACAUUGAAACCAAAGCUGAUUUAUCUGCACAGGUUGCUUAACGUUUUGAAAAAAAAAAAAAACUGACAAAACUGUACUUAAUCUAGAGCAAUAUCUGUACGGUCAGUAAAGCUGCACUUUGUGUAUUUCUUAACAGCUUCAGAUCUGUCACUUUUAAUUUGUACCAUGAAAAAUAAACAACUGUUUGACAUGA